UUCUCUUUGGCGGCAGUUUGGCUUUUUAAGAAGCUUCUGUGGUUUAAAAGCCAGGGAGAAUCUGGAAAGGGGCCGUCACUCUUAGCCCUCUUUUCCUCCGAGUUUGCGUCUCCGUGGGCCAAGAUGGACAAAGUUUGUGCUGUCUUCGGAGGCUCUAGAGGCAUUGGGAGGGCAGUGGCCCAGUUAAUGGCCCAAAAAGGCUACCGACUGGCCAUCAUCGCCAGAAAUCUGGAAGUGGCCAAAGCCGCCGCCGGUGAGCUCGGCGGAGAUCAUUUAGCGUUUAGCUGUGAUGUUGCCAAAGAACGUGAUGUUCAAAAUACAUUUGAAGAGAUGGAAAAAAAUUUAGGUCGAGUUAAUUUUUUGGUAAACGCAGCUGGAAUUAACAGGGAUAGCCUUUUAGUAAGAACAAAAACUGAAGAUAUGAUAUCUCAGCUUCAUACUAACCUCUUGGGUUCCAUGCUGACUUGUAAAGUUGCCUUGAAGACUAUGAUUCAACAGCAGAGAGGGUCUAUUGUUAAUGUAGGAAGUAUUAUUGGUUUAAAAGGCAAUUCUGGCCAGUCUGUGUACAGUGCAGGUAAAGGAGGACUAGUUGGAUUUUCACGCGCUCUUGCUAAAGAAGUAGCAAGAAAGAAAAUUAGAGUGAAUGUAGUUGCACCAGGAUUUGUUCGCACAGAUAUGACGAAAGACUUGAAAGAAGAACAUUUAAAGAAAAGUAUCCCCCUUGGGAGGUUUGGAGAACCUAUUGAUGUGGCACAUGCGGUUGUGUUUCUUUUAGAAUCACCAUAUAUUACAGGGCAUGUUCUGGUAGUGGAUGGGGGAUUACAACUCAUGAUAUGAUUAACAGAUUAUUCAGUUAUAAUAGUGAUUAUAAUCAAGGGUACAGUUUGGCUAUUGACAGUCAUACCUGUGCAGGUGACAUUUGCUAAUUAGAGCUAUUGAUGAUACAAGUAUUGAUUUUCAUCUUUAUAUGAAUAUAUCUGAAAAGAGCACUGUCUGACCAUUUGUGUUUUCUAAGUGGUAUGUACCUUAUAGGCUCUAGCAAUUUUAGUAUAUAGACA
Lontra canadensis (Northern American river otter) is the source of this 1058-nucleotide messenger RNA. It is a transcript of the gene CBR4, whose product is annotated as carbonyl reductase 4. NCBI's taxonomy places the organism in Eukaryota, Metazoa, Chordata, Mammalia, Carnivora, Mustelidae. The record is from RefSeq and is a predicted model, not a curated record. Gene Ontology annotation, biological process: fatty acid biosynthetic process. The coding region runs from base 124 to 837 and encodes 237 amino acids. The transcript has 5 exons. Gene Ontology annotation, molecular function: quinone binding; oxidoreductase activity, acting on the CH-OH group of donors, NAD or NADP as acceptor.